AAUCUCUUGAAGCUGCGCAACAGAAGGGCAGUAGAACGAGCACGCCAUGGUUGCCAUAAAGCGAAAAGCGGACCAAGGGAGUACCCCGUCCAAGAAGGAGAAAGGUGCAUCCAGCGACCGGUCUGCGAAGCGGCGGAAAUCCGAUGUGGCAGCAGAGCCAUCACCCGCCAAAGCGAAGCCUGAGAGCGCAGCGCCGAAGAGUGUCUUCAAGGACGAAGAGAAGUCCUUCCCCAGAGGCGGUGCGAGCGUCCUGACCCCUCUCGAGCACAAGCAAAUCCAGAUCAAGGCGAACCAGGAUGUCCUGUUCGAGCAGUCGGGAACCAAGCGCACCGGCGGUGACGACAAUGACUUCAGCGAUAUGGGUUCAGAAGAUGGCGAACAGGCUAGACCAAAAUCUGCGAAAACGAAGACUUUCAAGAAGGGCAAGAAGUCUCACGCGGACGGAGACGAGGAGCAAGUUAUCCGCGCAGAGGGUUUGAGCUACAAGAAACUGUCGCCUGGGACCAUCAUCCUCGGUCAAGUCACCGACAUCACCCACCAAGACAUCGUACUCGCCCUGCCCAACAACCUCGUCGGAUACGUCCCACUCACCGCCGUCUCCGACAAGCUCAACGAGCGACUGGAGAAACUUCUAAAGGAAGAAGAUGCAGACAAGGCCGAGGGAAGCGAUGACGAAGAAGCAUUCGAAGAUGUUGAGCUGAAGGAUAUGUUCUUUGUCGGCCAAUACCUAAGGGCUUGCAUUACAUCCACAAGCGAUGACACCGCAAGAGCGAAGAAGAGGCUAGAACUGUCAGUCGACCCGAAGCUGGUGAACAAGGGCCUGUCGAAGCGAAAGAUACCUGUGAACAGUAUGAUACAAGCCUCCGUGGUGAGCAACGAGGAUCACGGCCUGGUAAUGGACCUUGGUCUGGCGGACCCCAAGUUGAAGGGUUUCCUGCCCAAGGGCGAGCUAGGGCCUAAGAUUCCGCAUGCCAAAAUUCAAGAAGGGGCCGUCUUCAUGUGCCUGGUCACAGGGCUCAACUCAGAUGGACGAAUCGUUAAACUCUCCGCGGAUUUGAUCAAAGCCGGGAACUUGACCAAGGGCAACACCAUGACUGAAGCCCCAACCAUCGACGUCUUCCUGCCUGGAACUGCAGUGGAUGUUCUGAUUGCCGAUACCACGCCAGCAACGGUCACUGGUAAGAUCCUCGGCCUGAUUGAUGCGACGGCUGAUGCAUACCAUUCUGGAACAACGGAGAAGGGCGCCGAUAUAACGAAAAAGUACAAGAUCGGCUCCAAAGUCAAAGGGAGAAUUUUGUUUACAUGCCCGGACUCAGAGCCCAGGAAGGUCGGUGUAUCAUUCCUGGACCAUGUGGUUUCGCUCUCUACUCGCAUGUCUGGGAAACCAAAGGAGCGGAAGCCUCCUCUAGAACUUUUGCCAAUAUCCACAAUCAUUGAGAGCGCAAAGGUUAUCAAGGUACAGCAAGGCCAUGGUGCCUUCUUCGAUCUUGGAGUUCGCGACGUGGUCGGUUUCGCGCACAUAUCUCGACUGGCCGACGACAAGGUAGACAUCCUAUCGGAUGACGCCGGUGCCUUCAAGCUUGAAUCGAAACACCGAGCACGAAUCAUCGGUUACAACGACCUAGAUGGCCUCUUCCAGCUCUCUCUGGAACAGAAGGUUCUCGACCAGCCUUUCCUUCGAAUUGAAGACAUCAAAGCUGGGCAGCUUGUCAAGGGCAAGGUGCACAAGCUCAUUGCUGACAAGACUGGAGCUACCGCUGUGCUCGUCCAUCUUGCGGAAGGUAUCACAGGUCUUGUGCCAGAGAUGCAUCUAGCAGACGUCCGCUUACAGCAUCCGGAGCGAAAAUUCCGCGAAGGUGUGCCCGUCACGGCCCGUGUGCUGUACACUGAGCCUGCAAGGCACCAGAUUCAGCUCACUCUGAAGAAAUCUUUGGUAAAUUCGGAAGUCGAGCCGUGGACAAACUUCGCAAUGCUUUCCAAGGGUGAUACUGGUCCUGGUAUUCUUGUCAACGUUCGGCGUAACGGCGCGACAGUUCGAUUCUACGGCGAUGUCAAGGCCUGGCUUCCAAUGGCAGAGAUGAGUGAAGCGUAUAUCGAAGAUGCUACGCGACACUUCGCAAAUGGCCAGGUAGUCAAGGUGCGUGUCCUCUCAGUCGACCCAGGCGAGCGUCAACUGCUGGUAUCCUGCAAAGACCCGGCUGCCAUAGAUACCAACAAGGAAGCCGCAUUCAGCGCUCUCAACCCCGGUGGUGUUGUGAAGGGCACUGUCAUCGAGAAGAAUGAGGAGACGGCAACUUUAGACCUCGGUCAUGGUGUCAAAGGUCUCCUUCGUAUUGGUCAUCUGACAGAUGGAUCAGAGAAGAAGGAUGUCUCGACCAUGAAAAAAAUCCGCGUUGGAGGCACAUUGGAUGAUCUUGUGGUUCUGAGCAAGCACAACAAAUCCAGAACUGCCAUCGUCUCCAACAAGCCUAGUCUUCGAAAAGACGCACAGGCUUCGAAGCUUCCGACCAACGUUCAAACCCUCCAGGUAGGCGAGAUUGUACAUGGCUUUGUGCGCGGUAUCUUGCCAGACAAAGUGUUCGUGGAGCUGGGUAACGGCAUCAGUGGUCCAGUCUUCAAGUCACAGCUCACACAGGAGAUGCUCCUCGCUGCAAACUUCGGUCUGCGCAAGGACCAAUCCGUUACAGUAAGAGUGACACAUGUGGAUUCCGCGAAGGGCUUCUUCUGGCUUUCCAUGAAGCUCGAACCGGAAGCAGACGAAAGUGCUACGACUAAGACCACAGAAGCAACAGGGCAAGCUCUGGUCGACCCUAUCGAUCCGAAGAUAUCGUCCACUGCGGACAUCAAGUUCGGCACAACCACUACCGUUCGCAUCCGAUCUGUCAAGAGAACACAAGUCAACGUCGAGCUCGCUGAAAAUGUUCAAGGCCGAAUCUCGGUCUCAGAAAUGUUUGACUCGUGGGACGACAUUCCCGACAAGAAGCGGCCCACGGCGCACUUCAAGAUGAAUGAUAGGAUAGAAGCCAAGGUACUGGGCCGACAUGAUGCACGCAAUCAUCGCUUCCUUCCCAUCUCACAUCGAUCGAGCAACAAGACGCCCACGUAUGAAAUGACUACAAAGAAAGAUAAGAUAAGGGUGGAAACUGACGUGUUGAGCCUGGACAAGAUUAGUCCCGGGUCAUCUCAUGUUGCUUUCGUCAAUAACAUUGCUGAUCGAUAUGUCUGGGUGAACAUCACAGCCAACGUUCGCGGCCGUAUCGACUUUUUCGAUCUGACCGACGAUCUCGAGCAGCUCUCGGCCAUUGAAGAGAAUUUCCCCGUGGGCUCGGCCCUGAAAGUUCGCGUGAAAGCGGUCGACGUUGCAGCCGGACGACUAGAUUUGACGGCAGCAACUACGGUGACCGGAAAGACACUGACCUUACAAGACCUCAAAGUGGGUUAUAUCCUUCCUGCUCGUGUUACAAAGCUACACGAAACAUCGAUCGUUGUGCAGAUCAACGAUAACAUUGCAGCGCCAAUCUACCUAGAGCAGCUUGCAGAUGACUACGACAAGGCCAAGCCAUCAGAGUUCAAGGUUGGCGACGUUCUACGUGUAUCCAUCAUCGAUGUCGACGUUCCGAACAAAAAGCUUGGGCUCUCUGCCAGGCCGUCAAGAGUCUUGAGUUCUUCCUUGCCUGUCAAGGAUCCCGAGAUCAAGGACAAAACCCAGCUCAAGGUUCACCAGGUCGUCCGUGGCUUUAUUAAGCAUGUUGCCGACAAUGGUGUUUAUGUGCGACUAGGCCCGCACGCCGAAGCAUAUGUGCGCAUCAGCCACCUCUCCGACGAGUACAUCAAAGACUGGAAAUCUGCAUUCCAUGUCGACCAGCUCGUUACUGGUAAGAUCAUCUCGAACAAAGAGCAUAUGCGCAAUCCUCAGAUGAGCCUGAAGACCUCUGUCAUUCAAGGCGACUACACUGAGCCGCUCGAAUUCAGCGAUCUGCAAGUUGGCCAGAUUGUAACUGCUAAAGUUCGGCACGUGGAGAACUUUGGUGUCUUCCUCGUGGUCGACAACUCAAACAACGUUAGUGGUCUCUGCCAUAUCUCUCAGUUGGCGGACAAGGCAGUCGCUCAAGACAAGGUGAAGGAGAUGUACAAGAAGGAUGACGUGGUCAAAGCUAAGAUCGUGCGCGUCGAGCCAAAGACGAGGAAAAUCAGCUUCACUUUGAAGUAUUCGCAGGUCAAGGGUGAGGGAGAAGAUGAGGAAAUGGAGGACGCAUCUGAUAAUGAGGUCACCGACGAGGAAAAGUCAGAUGAGGGUGGAGUAGAGCUCGACGAUGACGUCGAAAUGAGAAGCGUCAGGAGUGCAGAGAGCGACGACGACGACGCACAUAUCGUCGAUGCAGACUCUUCGGAAGAAGAUUUAGACCAAGACGGUGUACAAUCAUCAGCACCUGGUCUCAACACCUCUGGGUUUGACUGGACAGGAGCAACUCUAGACUUCGAUGAGCAGAACGGUGCCGCAGCCUCCGACUCUGAUGGUGGAGCCCCCAAAAAGAAGAAGAAGUCCAAGAAAGCUACCAUAAAAGAGGACCGCACAGGCGACCUCGAUGCUUAUGGUCCCCAGUCCGUGGCAGACUACGAGCGCCUGCUGCUCGGACAACCAAACAGCGCCGAGAUGUGGGUACGCUACAUAGUCUUCCAGCGCGAACUCAACGAGAUCGACAAGGCCCGGCAAAUUGCUCGACGCGCGUUAGCGACUAUCAACCCGCGUGAGGAGAAGGAGAAGUUGGAUGUCUGGACGGCAUUGCUGCAUCUCGAAAAUGACUUCGCUAGCGAUGAUGCAAUGGAGGAAGUCUUCAAGGAGGCAUGCCAGCAUAACGAUGCAAGGGAGGUGCAUGAGAGAAUGAUCAAGAUCUAUAUUGGUUCUGGGAAAAUCGACAAAGCAGAUACUCUCUACCAAUCUAUGACAAAGAACAAAUCUUUCACGCCAGAUCCUCAGUUUUGGCUCUCAUACGCAACAUUCUUAAUGGACGUCCUCCCCUCGCCCUCACCCACACGUGCUCGCGCCCUCCUCCAGCGCGCGACACAGUCCGUUGCUUCUAGUCAACACCGCUAUCUCACACAGAAGUUCGCUGCGCUGGAAUUCAAGUCCGCGAAUGGCGAUGCUGAGCGCGGAAGAACCAUUUUCGAGGGCCUCGUGAGCACGUUCCCGAAGAAGGGCGAUGUUUGGGAUGUAUACCUCAGCCAGGAAAUGAGUCACGGUUCAGCAGAAGGGGUCCGAGAUCUGUUUGAGCGAAUGACCAAAGUUGGAGGGAAGAGCAAAAGGGCUGCGGCUGUGUACAAAAAGUGGGCGGAGUGGGAGAAUAGCGUAGGCAACGCUAAGGGAGUGGAGAGGGUGAAAGCGUUGGCAGAGCAGUGGAGAGAGGAGAAGAAGGGGAAAGCCGACGAGUAGCUAAAAUAUUUUCAUUGCUAGGCGUUGGGUAGCAUAGGAAAAGUCAUCAUAAUGUUCGAACCCAGUGAAAGGUCC
Molecule: messenger RNA, 5506 nt
Organism: Cucurbitaria berberidis CBS 394.84
Lineage: Eukaryota; Fungi; Ascomycota; Dothideomycetes; Pleosporales; Cucurbitariaceae
Product: rRNA biogenesis protein-like protein RRP5
Exons: 3
Coding region: 47-5431 (1794 amino acids)
Biological process (GO): rRNA processing
Cellular component (GO): nucleolus; small-subunit processome
Molecular function (GO): protein binding; RNA binding
Source: RefSeq, a predicted model, not a curated record